Glossina fuscipes is the source of this 1893-nucleotide messenger RNA. RefSeq names its product cytochrome P450 302a1, mitochondrial (gene dib). Bases 184 to 1710 code for a protein of 508 amino acids. The transcript is spliced from 5 exons. Lineage: Eukaryota; Metazoa; Arthropoda; Insecta; Diptera; Glossinidae. The record is from RefSeq and is a predicted model, not a curated record. Gene Ontology annotation, molecular function: monooxygenase activity; iron ion binding; oxidoreductase activity, acting on paired donors, with incorporation or reduction of molecular oxygen.
CACUGGCUAUAAAUAGCUUUCGAUUAGAUAAAGCGUUGAAAAUACAUGUGUUGGUUUAUACUUGAAAAUUGUGCAGAACAAUAUCUCGGAACUUUUAGUUUUUCUCAACUAAACCAAUUGAAGAUUUUAACGCGGACAAAAAAAAACAAGACCAGCCGAAUACGAGGGUGAAGAAAAGAAAAAAUGAGACGUCUCUUACAACAACAAACACGCAAGCUGCAACGUGAAGAGUUAUUUUCAACAGAAACCGGUAAAAUAGUGGGCGGCUUUGCUAAGCCAUAUAACGAUAUACCGGGGCCAAAAGGACCGUUGAGUUUGGGUAAUAUUUUCAAUUACUUACCAAUUGUUGGUAGUUACUCGUGGCUAGAGUUGCACAAAGCCAGUCGCGACAAAUAUGACAAAUAUGGCGUUAUCGUUAAAGAGACUAUGAUACCCAGUGAGGAUAUUGUCUGGCUGUAUGAUCCCCGAGAUAUAGCUACCUUACUAAACGAGAAAGAUUAUCCAUUACGUCGAAGUCAUUUAGCAUUGGCUAAGUAUCGUAAAGAUCGUCCCCAUAUUUAUAGAUCAGCAGGCCUAUUGCCAACCAAUGGCAGUGAAUGGUGGCGCCUACGUUCUGAAUUGCAAAAAGAAAUUAGUGCUCCAAAAUCUGUACGUAGUUUCCUACCUGACGUUGACGAGGUGACAAAAGAAUUUUUACAUUAUUUACCAAAAAAUCAAAGUUUCGAUGCUUUACCAAAGAUAUCACGUUUAAAUUUAGAACUGACCUGCCUAAUAACGUUUGGUGAACGACUUGAUUCAUUUGUGGCCGUUGAACAGCUACCUAAUUCGAGAUCUUCAAGACUUAUGCUUGCUGCCGAAACAACCAAUAGUUUAAUUUUACCCACCGAUCAAGGCUUUAAAUUAUGGCAUUAUUUUAAAACGCCAUCUUAUAUCAAAUUAAGCAAAUCUCAAGAAUAUAUGGAAAGUGUUGCUAUAGAUCUGGUAUCUCAAAAAUUAUGCUUUUUCAAGGAAUCUGGUGCCGGCAGUCCUUCAACGCUACGAAGAACUUCAUUAAUCGAAGAGUAUUUAAAAAAUCCUAAUCUAGAUUUAAGUGAUGUUGUAGGAAUGGCGGCUGAUUUGCUUUUGGCAGGUAUUGACACCACAUCAUACACUACAGCCUUUGCACUCUACUAUAUAGCCAAAAAUCCUCAGGUUCAGCAGAAACUGUACGAAGAAUGCGAAAAAGUUUUAACGAAUCAAACCUCUCCCCUGGAAGGUGAUGUGCUUAACACGGGAGUACCUUACGCUAGAGCAUUAAUGAAAGAGGUUUUUCGCUUAAAUCCCAUAUCGGUGGGUGUUGGUCGCAUAUUGCAACGCAAUCUUAUACUUGGCGGCUAUCAUGUCCCUAAAGGGACUGUGGUAGUAACACAAAAUUUGGUUGCCUGCCGUUUGGAAUCGAAUUUCAAAGAUGCCUUAAAAUUUAGACCAGAACGUUGGCUUGAUCACCCUAGAAGUUCUAUGAAUCCGUAUUUGGUGUUACCAUUCGGUCAUGGCAUGCGGGCUUGCAUAGCUCGUCGUUUAGCGGAACAAAAUAUACUAGUGUUCCUAAUACGGCUAAUACGUAACUACGAAAUCAUGUGGAAAGGCAACGAUGCUGAAAUGGAUAUUAAAACGUUGCUAAUAAAUAAACCAAGUCUGCCGGUCGAUAUUGAACUAAAAGAAAGAUCAUAAACGUACCGUCAUUUACAAGUCUAAUCGCCUAGAACGUUGUUAAAAACGUAUAAGCGUUUAAAUCUUGCAUCUGAUUUACAUGCAUAAAAUCGAAUGUAAAUUAGCAGUAUAUACCUAUAUAGGUUUCCUCUCUUUUUAUUUUUAUUUUCAUUAUUAUUAUUAUUAUUAUUAUUAUUAUUUUUA